AUGGCAUCGACUGCCUCGGGGCGGGCGGCGGCCGCCGCGGCGUCUGCGGCGCUCGCCUCGGCGCCAGGCAGCUGGGGGAGUCGCUCAAAGCUCGUCUCAAUCAUGGCGCGCAGCAUCUGCUUGCUGACCGGCUUCGGCUUCACCUACUCCUUCGCGAACCCUGACGACGACACAGUCUACGAGAUGUUUCCUCUUGAGACGCAGAAACGCUUCGCGAUGGUGAACCUUUUCCACGUCGAAAAGGACAAGGCGAAAGAGUUCGAGGCCCGAGCCAAAGACUGCUCGCGCUUCAACCAACAGCAACAAGGAUAUCUGUAUACGCGGCUGCUGCGCGCGAAGGACGCGGCAACGGCCCCGUAUCAGUACCUUCAGAUCACUACGUGGCUCACGAUGGAGGACUUUCUGCUAGCUCGUGAUAAGCCAGUUGGCGCGCAGCUGCGCAAGAAUCUCCCGGCCUCGGGCGCGCCGCCUCUCCUCUACCAAAACGUCGCAGACGACACGAAGCACUCCCCGACAGCUGCGCACGCCUAUCCUCGAGCUUAG
Molecule: messenger RNA, 543 nt
Organism: Besnoitia besnoiti
Lineage: Eukaryota; Apicomplexa; Conoidasida; Eucoccidiorida; Sarcocystidae
Exons: 2
Coding region: 1-543 (180 amino acids)
Source: RefSeq, a predicted model, not a curated record